Molecule: messenger RNA, 716 nt
Organism: Carica papaya (papaya)
Lineage: Eukaryota; Viridiplantae; Streptophyta; Magnoliopsida; Brassicales; Caricaceae
Source: RefSeq, a predicted model, not a curated record
AGGAGGAAGAAGGAACAUCAGGAGCCCUAUUAUUUAUUACCGGACGGUUCGCGAUGACCGAACCGGAAUAAAUAUUUUACGGUUGGACUAACAAACCGAAUCGGUCAAAUUGAACCGACCGGUUCGUUACAAGCAGAUUAACACAUGGCGACUUAUUACAUCUGCAUGUAACAGCCUACGUGGACGAACAAGAAACUUUUCCAACCAAACGUGGCAAAACCCCACUGCAUGCAGUUGCCGAUAUGAGUCAAAUCGGCAACUGGAAAUCGAGUCUUAGUACAAUUUUGGAGAUGACAGAGAGGCAAGAGUGGAGGAAAACGGCCGACACCCACAAGAUGAGGCCGGAAGAUGUCAAAGCUGCAGGUUUAGAUUCAUCUAAACGUCCACCAGGUCAGAAUCCCGGCGAAAUCCUUCACCAGAGGCGCAUAUUACCUUACAAGCUCUCAAACAUGGCCAUCGGCGGCCUCCUCAUCACCGCCGCCAUCGGUUACUUUGUUUUGUACGUCAAGAAAAAGCCCGAAGCCUCCGCCGGAGACGUCGCCAAGGCCGCCGCCGGCAGGAGUUCUGAUUCUGAUAACAAACCACCCAACAAAUAGUUCACAUCAUUUUCUUUUCUUUCUUUCUUAUGUAUCCUUUUCUUUUCUGGGUAAUUUUUAAAUCUUGUGUUAAUUAAGCUUAUAAUAAAAAAUUACGUCGCCGAAAGGUUAUUUAUUGAA